Cladocopium goreaui is the source of this 231-nucleotide messenger RNA. Lineage: Eukaryota; Dinophyceae; Suessiales; Symbiodiniaceae. The record is from the annotation of a GenBank genome assembly.
AUGGAGCAGCGAGGUGCCAGCGCCAAAGCGACAGUGCCGGAACGACACUUUUCCUCUGACGCGCUCACCCUGCUCAUUGCUGGGGCGGAGGCUGCUGCAGCAGUGGUGCUGGCGCGUGAGGCAGCCACGAAGCGAGUGGAGGCCAUGCAACGUGACAUUGAAGAAGCCACCGCGCGCAAGGCCAACAUUGUCUGGGACUCAGAUUGGAACAAGCGAAACACCGUGUUUUAA